Coccinella septempunctata (seven-spotted ladybird) is the source of this 1184-nucleotide messenger RNA. RefSeq names its product putative nuclease HARBI1. Bases 253 to 912 code for a protein of 219 amino acids. Lineage: Eukaryota; Metazoa; Arthropoda; Insecta; Coleoptera; Coccinellidae. The transcript is spliced from 3 exons. The record is from RefSeq and is a predicted model, not a curated record.
UUGUUAUAGGGCCAAUUCUGUAAACAACUGUUAAAUUUUAAAGCAUGGUUAAAAAUUAAACUAUCCGCUAACUUCAUUUUACUAUUCUGUAUGCAUCAUAAGCUUUAAAAUAUUAACGGAAGACGGUUAAUUUUAGCCGAUAUAUGUUGAAAUUUAAACCCUACUAUAGACUAAGACUUCAAAACAUUUUUGAUAGUGGAAACCUCAACAAAUACAACCGAAUCGAUUUAAAUUUUAGUGAAUAAUAUAGAAAUGGCUUUGAUAUUUGAUGUCUUAUUAAUGAAUGAAGAAAUUCGAAAUCAUAGGAACGCACUUAGAAAGAAACAGUAUAGGAGAAUUCAAAGAAAUUUGAGAGAUAAUUCAAAUCCUUUCGAAUUGCCCGAUAAAAUAUUCACCAAGCUUUUCAGACUUGAUAAAGAAACUUGUCAAUUAAUAAUUCAUUCAAUAUCUGAACAUAUGCAUGAUAGUCAAAGAUCAACAUUUGUUCCUAAACAUCUCCGCAUACUAUGUACUUUGCAUUUUCUUGGUCAUGGCAGUUACCAGACACCUACAGGUCAGCUUCAUCAAAUUGCAUUGAGUCAGCCAAUGGUCAGUCGCAGUAUUGCAGAAGUUACAGAUCUUAUAGUCAAACAUUUAUUACAUAGGUACAUUAUAUUUCCGGUCGGAGAAAACAGAAAUAGGGUACAGGACACUUUCAAUGAAAAGUUUCCUCAUUUUAAUGGGUUAUGUGGUGUGAUUGACUGCACUCAUAUAAAAAUUAUAUCUCCUCCUGUUAAUCAUUCUGUGCACCCUGCUGCACCAUAUUACUGUCGCAAAGGAUACUACAGCAUAAAUACGCAAAUUUUAUUUUUUGAACAAAUAAAAAUAAGGUUAUUAUCUACUUUACCGCCCAGUCACCGAUUUGCACAGUGAUUCUGUUGCUCUGUCACUAAUAAAGGUUAGAAAUCAUGGAUCAUUGAUCUACUUUUCGAGUUAAAUAGUUCAAAUGAAUCAAGUACGAUUUGUCAACACUGCUUCAUUCAACCACAUUUAACACCACCGUUAAAAUGAAUGAUUUUAAAGGAUUCUUUAAAUAUUGACGUUAUAGAAUCGGAAUUGGGUUAUAUUCAAUUAACAGAAUGUUAAAAUAACAUUUUUUAACGUGCCUUUAAUUUUUAACCAUUUCUUAUAGAAUUGACCCUUAA